Messenger RNA from Mycena citricolor, 2012 nucleotides. NCBI's taxonomy places the organism in Eukaryota, Fungi, Basidiomycota, Agaricomycetes, Agaricales, Mycenaceae. The record is from the annotation of a GenBank genome assembly.
GUCAUUGCCGAAUUAUUGAGGCAGAUCAUCUUCCCCAACUAUACCCAGGAAAGCCGCGUUGAUUUUGGGUCAUUCAACAAGGGUUCGCAACGUGCCCAUGACACGUUUUGCUGCAUUCCCGCUUCACGAUCCGAUCACACACGCUGCCGGAUCAUGCUCCGCGCGAUGCCUGACUUUGCCGGUGACCACCACACUUCUUCGCGAGCACAGCGCCCAUGCGGCGGUCCAAAAAAUGAAUCAGACGCCGGGCAUCGCACCCUCGCCCAUUCACCCAGAGCUGUGCCGAUUCGAGCUCGAGAUCUGCUCAUCCUUGGCGGGACGGUGACCGCUUCGUGUGAAAUUGCGACGAAGGUCGGGGUCAUGUGGGGUCGGAAGAACACUCCAGCGUUCCCACUCCCACUCUCCGUCGUCUUUUCUCUUCUCUUGCGCUCUCCAACUCUUGCCACGAUGAUGACUCCGACGUCCGAGAAUGAAAAACCUGCCCCGACGAAGGCGAGGCGGUUCAAGGCGCACUCGCUCAAGGUCGGGAACCGACUAACGAAUGCGUCAAAUUUGACGCUCAGGGAGACGCUUUGGCCGCUCUUCCUGGUUACGAUUCUGUACUUCCUCUGGGGAUUCGCGUACGGCCUGCUCGACACCCUCAACAAGCACUUCCAGAACACGCUCAACAUCACCCGCACGCGCUCAUCAGGUCUCCAAGCGGCCUACUUCGGUGCUUACCCGCUCGCGUCGCUGGGCUACGGCAACUGGGUCCUGCGCAACUACGGCUACCGUGCUGUCUUCAUUCUUGGACUGGUGCUCGAGGGCAUCGGUGCGCUGCUGAUGUGGCCCGCGGCGCUCAAGCGCAGUUUCGGUGGAUUUUGUGGAGCGACGUUUAUCAUUGGGAGUGGGCUCGGAUGUUUGGAGACUGCGGCAAAUCCUUACAUGGCUGUGACUGGACCACCUAAAUACGCCGAGAUCCGAAUCAACAUCGCCCAGGCCGUACAGGCCAUUGGAACGGUUAUCGGGCCCGUGCUGGGAUCCUACGUGUUCUUCAAGCAGACGGGUGAUUCGGUCAACUCGCUCAAGACGGUGCAGUGGGUGUACCUCGCGAUUGCGAUCUUCGUGUUCUUCCUCGCGGUCGUGUUCUUCUUCUCGGUUAUUCCCGAAGUCACAGACACGGACAUGGCGGAACAAGCGGAGAGAACCCAUGCGGGCGAAGACGCCGGCGAUAAACCAUUCCGGAAGCAGUACAAGGUGUUCUUUGCUGGUUUUGCGCAAUUCUGCUACACCGGCGCGCAAGGUGUGUCUCCUGUGAUUAACAUGGGCUCUCCUCAAGUCUCACACGCACACGGCACAGUCGCCAUCGCGUCCUACUUCAUCAACUACAUCACCGAAACACGCGCCAACACGACCAACCAGCUCGCCGCGUCCUUCCUCGCUGGUGCACAGGGCUGUUUCGCGGCGGGCCGGUUCUCCGGUUCGGCUCUUAUGACGCGCAUCAAGCCGCGCAAGGUGUUCCUCGCGUACAUCUCGCUCGUGAUUGCGUUUGCGGCGGCGUCGGUGGCGCAGACGGGGAACAAGGGCCUCGCGAUGCUGAUGCUGUGUCUGUUCUUCGAGAGUGUGUGUUUCCCGACCAUCGUAGCGCUGGGAAUUCGGGGUCUCGGACGACACACGAAGCGCGGGAGUGGAUGGAUCAUUGCCGGGGUUGUCGGCGGCGCGUGUGUGCCCCCGCUCACGGCAAAGGUUGCUGACCUGCACAACUCCACUGCGAUUGGAUUCGUGGUUCCUGUCGCUUUCCACGUCGUGGCAUGGGUCUACGCGCUCUGCUGCAACUUCGUUCCAAUGUUCCGCGACCCCAUGGAUAAGGUUGGGAACGAGCACAGCGUUGAGGUCAUCGCUGCGGCAGAGGGUCAAGAGGAUCUACGGGAGGACUCGAUUGAGGAGAAGGUUUGAAAAAUUGGCCUAUGUAAUAUCACGGAGAUGUACUUUUAUGCAUACGAACGUAAAUGAUUCACGACUUGCGAUUUGAC